Molecule: messenger RNA, 3259 nt
Organism: Equus caballus (horse)
Lineage: Eukaryota; Metazoa; Chordata; Mammalia; Perissodactyla; Equidae
Gene: TMEM196
Product: transmembrane protein 196
Source: RefSeq, a predicted model, not a curated record
CCGAGGAAGGAUGUGCACCAGCGGCCAGAUUAUUGGGAGCCUCUUGGUGCUCUCUGUGCUGGAGAUAGGGCUGGGGGUGUCCAGCGUGGCCGUGGGGGCGGUCAGCUUCAGCCUGGCCCUCCGAGAUCACAAGCCGCAGCUCGGAGACUCGUCCCCGUUUCUUCUUUGUGGCAUAUGUGGAAUAUUGUGCGCCAAAAAGAAAUCUGGACUUGUUAUGAUCCUCUUUUCUGCCUGCUGCAUCUGUGGACUCAUUGGGGGCAUCCUGAAUUUUCAAUUCCUUCGGGCAGUGACAAAGAAGACCUCUUCCCUCUAUCCUCUGCAUCUUGCCUCCAUGUCUCUUGCGUGCAUUGGGAUCGGGGGCUGCACCCUCUCUUCAUGGCUCACUUGUCGACUAGCCAGCUAUGAACAGAGGAGGAUGUUCUCAGAAAGGGAGCAUUCGCUGCAUCACUCUCAUGAAAUGGCCGAGAAAGAAAUGACAGACAACAUGAGCAACGGAGGACCACAACUGAUAUUUAAUGGAAGAGUAUAACCAAUGUUUUAAAGAAUGGAAUAUUUUUUAGGACUUUCACGACGCAAGGAAAUACCAAAGGACUAGAAGAUAAAAUUAAAACAGUUCUUGCAUUUGCUGUUGUCUCUCCUGAGCACCCACUAAAAUUAUUCUUCCUCGAUUUGCCUCACUUAUUUCUUCAGUUUUUUUUAUUGGGUGAAGAACUUUCCAGAAAUGUUCUAGUACAGUAAUUUCAAUAGACUUUCCAGAUUAUUCUAAUGAAGACUUUCUAGGAAAAAAUAAGAGGAAUAGAUGAAAAGAAAAAUUCAUAUUCUACACAAACACUAUUUCACUAGCAUGAGCAUUAGAUUUGCAAUGACAUAUUUCAUAUAAGUAAUUAAAAAGUGCAACUAUUAAGAAAUAACAAUAACUUACUGAUGUCUUUGUUUUGAAAGACGCUGGCUUCAAGAAUGCCACAAUUCAAAACCUCAGCAAUGCCUUGUUGUAAAAACAUUGUAAUUAUUUUCAACUUGUGAAUGAGCUAUAUUUCAUAAUUUAUUUGUAAACAACAAAAAACCUAAAGCAUACAAAAUAGGUUUUUUUAGAGAGAGAAAAUACUAAUCUGUAUGAUAUUUUUGCAUUUUUGCACAAGAGUGAGAAGUUGUAAAUGAAUAUCAUUUAAGGAAAACAAAUGUUUUAAUCAUGCUGUGCAGAUUGAUCUGCAUGCUCACGAAUGAGCCUAAGAAUUAAAUAAAGUAUGCGUGUGUGUAUGUGUGCAUAUAUAUACUGUAAAUAUAGAAAAUAUAUAUAGCAUAUAUUUGUAGCAUUCAUGAAUGUAAAUAGGUAGUAGAAAAGAAAUUGUGAUGCUGCGGCAUAUUAUUAAGAUUCUAUUCCCAUAGAGAUGGGAAAGCUGUUGUUCAAGGCUUUUCUAUGUCCACAAAAUCACAUAUUUAAUUUCUACUAAACUUGUUCAUUUUUAUUCUUUUGUUAUGUCUGCUGUGUGUAAAUGGCAUUGUGGCUGAUAUUCAUGGAGUUGAGUGACCUGAAUAAUGUAGUAUGAAGACAGAUUACUUAACUAUUUGGUUAUUUUACCAUUAUUAUGGUAUUUAUGUAAUAACAAUUAUUGAGAUUAAUUUAUAAACAUAACUUUAAAUCACAUACUUCCACUUUUAUAAGUAUAGACAUAAUGACUUGUGAUUAUUCAUGAUAUUUAUAUUUCAAACACUUUACAGCCCAAUUAAGUUAUAUAAAAGGACAGAUGCUCAAAAGAUGAAGUUACAAUUAGGUUUGCUGGAAUUUAAUUUAGGUUUUUGUUUUGUUUGUUUAUAAUACAGACAGACAGUUUUUAAGAACACAUAAAUCCAAAGAACGCAAAAGAGUUCUCUGUAGAAGGAAAUAAAAAGAUGGGCUUACAUUUACACAGCUGGAGUCAAUCCUUAUCUUCCAUAAUGAAAUGUUAAAAUAGCAACCUACAACAAUACAUGUAGGCAAGAAAAUAUUUAUGAGGAUAUAACCUCUGGAAACAGAAAAAGAACUCUAAAAUUUUUAAAUAUAUAACUCUCACUGUAUUGUAUACUUUUAUUUUUUCCCCAAAGUUAAUCAAUUUUCAAGUCAUUUUUUAUGAGUUACUUAUUGAACCAUACUCAUAUUGAACAUAUUCAGUAUGAGAACGUUAUAAUUUAGAAGCAAGAUAUGGGUUUUAAUUGUGCUAACAAAAUAACAAUAAUUCCAGAUAAUGGAAAUCUGAAGGUCUUUUAGUUUUAGAGCAUCAUGAUCACCACCAACCCUAUUUAAAUCAGCUCAUUAAAAAAUUCUGGCUGCAAUAACUGGACUGUGGUUGUUUGGUGUAGUUUUUGAAGUCUCCCAGCUCAGAUGAAGAACUUCAUUAUCCAAUAGAUUGCAGAAAUUGCCCAUAAAUGCAACCUCAAAUAAUGAAUCAGCAUCAUCACUGUUCAUUUGAUGCCACAAGCAGGAAUGAUCUCCAUCACUGAAAAUCUAAAUUAUAUAAUGAAGAUAUUUUGGGUGUGUAUGGUUCUACUGAGUUUACACAAGGGUGUAGUUUUGUACUGAAAGAGUAACCACCUACUCUAAUUUUAGGUGGCCUUUCUUUGUAAACAUGUUUGUACAAUACAGAGUUAUAAUACAUCAGUAAGAUGUUUUAAUGACUUUUGAAAUAAUUUAUGAAAUCACCCAUUAAGGAUGAAUGUAGGCAUAUCAUUGCUUUGGCAUAGAGUUAAGAAAAGAUGCAAUCAACACAAUUAGCCAAAUAGUCUACAAGGUAUUUAACUAAGUAUAGAUAUAUCUUUAAAUGUAAUUAUUUUAUCCAAAUACCUUCAGGGCUCAGUUAUUUAGAGUGAUUUAUUUGGGACGUGUAGUGAUUCUUUUUGAGGUAAGUAGGGGAAGUUAGGAAGACAUUGUUCAAGUACUUGAAAAUUUAAUUUUCAUAAUACGUUGAACUAUGAACUAGAAUAUUUUAAGUGAUUACAUUACAGUUUUAGUAUGAGCCUAUCUUGAGGAAAAAGUAAUGUGAUACUAAAUUAGAAAAAUAUGUGACACUAGUGUGGUGGCGUGCUGUAGAGACUAGCUACAAAAAGAUGCAGUUAUUAUAAGCAUAAAAGAAUAAAAGUGGACUCUGGAAAUUUUUAAACAUGUGUGUGUGUGUGGACCCACCCCCACACACACACACACACAUAUAUACAAUUGUUUAGAAGUGAAACAUGGUAUGAUGAUUUCUAUUGAUAUGUCUAUGUAAUAAAAUGGUGUGUUUUGAAA